AUGCUGGGGCGGAGGGCGCCGUGGCUGUGCUGGUGGUGGGGACUGCUCUGCGGCUGCUGCGGGCCCCCGCCCCUGCCCGCCGCCGGGGGCGCGCUGCUGGGGGACGGCGGGCGCCCCGGCCCCGCGGAGCAGCCGCCGCCGCCGCCGCAGACCUCCUCCUCGGGCUUCCUCUACCGGAGGCUCAAGACGCACGAGAAGCGGGAGAUGCAGAAGGAGAUCCUCGCCGUGCUGGGCCUCCCGCACCGGCCCCGGCCCCUGCACGGCCUCCAGCAGCCGCAGCCCCCUGCGCUCCCACCGCCCCCGCCGCCGCCGCAGCAGCCUCGCGGGGAGCCCCCGCCCGGGCGGCUGAAAUCUGCGCCCCUCUUCAUGCUGGACCUGUACAACGUCCUGUCCGCCGCCGACGACGAGGACGGGGCUUCCGACGAGGAGAGGCGGCAGCCCGGGCCGCGAGGAGGGGCCGGCUCGUCCCAGACCCGGCAGGCGGCCCUCGGCAGCAGGAGCGUCCUGGCCCCCGGACCCGGCGGCGGCGGCGCGUCUCCACUGACCAGCGCGCAGGACAGCGCCUUCCUCAACGACGCCGACAUGGUCAUGAGCUUCGUGAACCUGGUGGAGGACGACAAGGAGUUCUCCCCUCGCCAGCGACACCACAAAGAGUUCAAGUUCAACCUAUCCCAGAUUCCUGAGGGUGAGGCGGUGACGGCUGCAGAGUUCCGAAUCUACAAGGACUGUGUGGUUGGAACGAGUUUUAAAAACCAAACUUUUCUUGUCGGCAUUUACCAAGUCUUACAGGAGCAGCAGCACAGAGACUCUGACCUGUUUCUGUUGGACACCCGCGCCGUGUGGGCCUCGGAAGAAGGCUGGCUGGAAUUUGACAUCACAGCCACCAGCAACCUGUGGGUCCUGACCCCGCAGCACAACAUGGGGCUGCAGCUGAGUGUGGUCACGCGGGACGGGCUCGACAUCAGCCCCCGAGCCGCCGGCCUGGUGGGCAGGGACGGCCCCUACGACAAGCAGCCCUUCAUGGUGGCCUUCUUCAAGGCCAGUGAGGUCCACGUGCGCAGCACCCGCUCGGCCGCCGGCCGGCGGCGACAACAGAGCCGCAACCGCUCCGCCCCGGCCCAGGAUGUGUCGCGGGCCUCCAGCGCCUCAGAUUACAACAGCAGUGAACUGAAAACAGCCUGCAGGAAGCACGAGCUCUACGUGAGCUUCCAGGACCUGGGCUGGCAGGACUGGAUCAUUGCACCCAAGGGUUACGCUGCCAACUACUGUGAUGGAGAAUGCUCCUUCCCUCUCAACGCGCACAUGAACGCCACCAACCAUGCCAUCGUGCAGACCCUGGUUCACCUUAUGAAUCCCGAGUACGUCCCCAAACCGUGCUGUGCGCCAACGAAACUGAAUGCCAUCUCUGUGCUUUACUUUGAUGACAACUCCAACGUCAUCCUGAAAAAAUACAGGAACAUGGUCGUCAGAGCUUGUGGGUGCCACUGACUCAGGACGAGCUGCUGGGGACACAUGCACUGCCUUGGACUCCUGCAUCACGUCUGCCUUAAAAGGCACCCGGAAGCACCGAGAAAGCGGGAUAAGACGCCGACACCAUCUCGUGCUGCCUGCUGCCUUUCCGCCCUAACAGACAUCUUAAAGGACCUCGUCCGUAACCUGCUCACGUAGUAAAUGUCGUGAGUAGUUGUCGGUCUCUAGGAAGCUGAGUUUGAGUGUCUGUAGCAUGAAGUCCGGUGACUGAAGAAACCUAACUUUGAAGGUUCCCCUCUGCCCCCCCAAACCCACCCAAAUUAUUUUGCUUUAGAUCAAGCUCUUUGUGGUUUUAGUAAGUAAAUAGGGAAGAUAAUCUUAAAGUAAAAUUCUUCUUGGCUCAGAUAUCAGCGGGCUCAGUAGCUGCUCACAGGUAGAUUUUGCAGAUCACGGGAAUGGGGGAAGAACGUCUCUGUUGAGCUCUCAUCCCAGGGAGGUCGGUUUCUCACGUGGGAUCAACGGCCCGGGAGGGAGCCGGGCAGCCCGCAAGUGCCUUUUGUCUCAGUCGUGCUGUUACGUGUUUGUGCGGGCGUUUUGUCCAUAUGAAAAUAUCCUUAUUUCAGUUCAACCAUAUAUCAUUUCCACCCCGCCCCCCCCCCCCCACCAGCAUUUGCUGUUUUCUUUGCUAGGACCAAAAACAGAGACUAAAGUGAUCCCACUUUGAGGCGAGGCUCCGGGGAUGAGAAGUCUUUUUAAAGCCAUCAUUUUAACCGAGCUACACGCCCGCACCUCUUCCCCUGAGGGACGGCUCUUUGAAAAAGCACGUUUACGUCAGGAAUGUCAGCCCUCAUCUGUGUCGGUAAAACGGUUCCUUGCCUAUUACUGGACAGCGUCCCGCAUCUUGGGGUUAGACCAGCAACAGGCGAUGAGCUGAGGAAGGGCACCCAGCCUUAGGAAGAGAUUAGGAUGGGUAUGCGGUUUAGGAACCGAAAUCACGGUUUUCUCCUGUAGAAAGUAAGACUCAGAUUAAAUCUGAGAAUAUUUUUUAAAUGUCUUUUUCACGAUCAUGUACUCGGAAACCAAUUUCAUACUAAACUGAUUAAAUAAUACAUUUAUGAUCUAUAACUGCACUUACAGCUUUUUUGUAAAUAUAAACUAUAAUUUAUUGUCUAUUUUAUAUCUGUUUUGCUGUAACAUUUAAGGAAAGACCAGACUUUUUUUUUUUAAGAGUUUAUUUAGAAAGUAUCAUAGUGUAAACAAAUUGUACCACUUUGAUUUCCUUUUUAAAGCAAGACUCACGAUGCAAAGAUGAAUCCACUCAUGAGGAUUGUGCUUCUCUAGAAAGUUGGGGUCUUUUUUAAAGAACAUCUGUGAACCAUACAUGAUUAAUAAAGAUUUUCU
Globicephala melas (long-finned pilot whale) is the source of this 2871-nucleotide messenger RNA. It is a transcript of the gene BMP6, whose product is annotated as bone morphogenetic protein 6. Gene Ontology annotation, cellular component: extracellular region. Gene Ontology annotation, molecular function: growth factor activity; cytokine activity. Gene Ontology annotation, biological process: BMP signaling pathway. NCBI's taxonomy places the organism in Eukaryota, Metazoa, Chordata, Mammalia, Artiodactyla, Delphinidae. The record is from RefSeq and is a predicted model, not a curated record.